Messenger RNA from Cantharellus anzutake, 3303 nucleotides. RefSeq lists its product as uncharacterized. Bases 95 to 3013 code for a protein of 972 amino acids. The record is from RefSeq and is a predicted model, not a curated record. Lineage: Eukaryota; Fungi; Basidiomycota; Agaricomycetes; Cantharellales; Hydnaceae. The transcript has 3 exons.
UUUGCACUUUCGGCAACGGCGAACCCUAUUUACGCGACAGUCUUGAACUGUGGGAUCAGAGCUUCCGCUGCGCAAUCAGGUCUCAAUAGUGUACAUGCCAAGGGCCAGUAGGCAGAAAACUCUCAAUUCCCUGAAUGAUAUCUCACUCUCCAAGCUACACCGAAUCCUCCGCCCACUUAGAGCCAAAUCUCUCGCGCUUGCUAGGGUUUUAGAGCAGCCCUCAGCUCGGAAUCAUAUCGCACUUUUGAAGCAUGGCGGUUCCCAUAGACAGGCAGGCUAUACAUCUUCCCCAACGGCGAACUCUUCCGCCUCUGCGUCUGAGAGCGACGAUGAUAGUGCGGAUUACAGGUACGGUGAGAGUCACUCUCAGACUCGUCUAGUCAAGCAUUCGGACGGGUCUCGGCAUCCCCUCUGGUGGGGGCACAGUGUCUCGGAUAAAGAGACAGCUGUAAUCGAAGCGUUCCGCACCAUUUUAUUCGUGGUUCGUCCAGUUCCAAGACAGCUUUCCCUUCCCCGAUCGCACCCUCGGUCUUUCAGACACCUGCGAUCUCUGGCUGAGCAGUGCGCCUGCGUGCUCGGUACUAAUAUUGAAUCAUCUGUCGCGGACGCAUUCACUAAAGAUAACUGUAUUCACAUCCCAAGUUUUGGUGUCUUCGACGUUGAGGGCCAAAGUAUAUCUUCCUUUCUUAGCGAUGAGGUUGAAGGAGACGAGUCCGCUGUUCUUGUCGAUCUGUGCUAUGAAAAUAUCCCUCAGCACUUGCGCUCGCCCGCGGUCAUUCCCCAUGCCAUCCAGAUGGUCGGCCAACUUAUGCCACUCUCCUUUUCCAAGGUGUUCAACGAAAUAAUCCAAAUUUGUGCACAACAUUCUUUGCGUGAUGAGGCCCGACAAGCAUUAGAACAUGUCGUUAAGAGAGUACUCUAUGCGAGCGCUAGCUGGAAUCAACAUCUUCUAGAGAGUGGCGACGACAAGGACGCGCUAAUCAAACUCAUGGAAAAUGGGCGGCACGAUGAAAUUGGUUCAUCUAGUUGUGUGUCAUUGUGGACAGAAGCAGAGUUUGUUCGGAUCAUACAAAAAACUGUUUACGACCAUGAUUCGAUUCCUUCUCCGGAUCCAUCCCCUUCAACCUCAUGGAAGUGUGUGCCCUGGCUGGCUCGUGGAUUUUAUCGUCUCUUCCACACCUUGACUUCCCCAGCCGCCAAGCAGCUGCUCUGCGAGAUAGUGAUAAACGGAUGUCUCCGCUUGGUGCCUCCUAUUCCAGCUACUUCUCAGGGGGAGGGAGGAGAACCCGCACAUUCCCUCACGGGAAGUCAGAAGGGAUCCGCUAUGGCUGAAAAAGAGUUCCUCAGUAUGCUUUGCGCACAGUUCGACAGACUCCCUAGAUGGUGCACGGCCCUUAUCAAAAUGGAUCUUUCGUUGCCUUCCGAUGCGGACAUGGACGAGGACGAUAGAUUCCCGGCGGUUCGUCAUUGGGUUGCUGGGCUGGUCCGGAUCACAGUGUCGAUGCUUACCCUCUGCAAGCUACUCCCGCCUGCUGAGAAAGCACUGCGACCGAGUGCGCUAAGCUUGGCCUUACACGCUCUCAUUCGGUCCUCUGCCAACGACUUCUCGGCAAAGGAGGUGCUGGUGGCGCUGACUUCUGGUGGUGUCCCCCUUUCCCGCCCUUCAGCACGAGAUGACGUAGACACAUUUUAUCCCCUCUUUUCAGCGUUUCACUCUGACCCCUCAUACUUCCACUCAGCAAUGAUGGAAUAUCAUGAUUUCCUUAUGGAACUCCAGUCCAGGAGUGAUACGAGCGCAUUUGCAUUGGUUAGAGUUAUCUUUCUUCGUUCUGCCGUAUCCUUCGUUCGCACACGCGCAGAAGGGUAUGGGAAUGAUGGUUUCUUUAUUUACGACGAAGAUUAUGCUCGGCUAAAAGACAUGCUGGAUCGUGCCGAGGCUGCCGCAGAACAGUUCGCUCAUGUCUCUACGAGGAAACCCAAUCUUGUGGCACUGCCUCCAAAAGCUCCUUUUGUUCGCACACUCAACGCACGAGGCUCAAAUGGCGGAGGUAAUCUAACCGUAACACAGACUAAUCGAAAGCCCAAACUUGAAGUUUAUGUUGAAAUCCCACUUCCCACCCCCCCGUGCCGAACUCGAAAGAGAAAUGACUCGUUGCCCUCCUCGCCUGGAUUCCAUCCAAAGCGGCGCCGUGCAGACAAUAUAGGUACAUGUGUUUCGCCUAAGAAAGCUCCUCGACAGUCAGGUAGAAACAAUCGACCGCACCGCAAAGAGGCCGCGAGAAGUCCAUUGCAGCUGAAGGACAUUUCUAGAUACAAGCAUCUUCAUCGUGCACAGCAUUCGCCCGGUUACCGAACACACAGCCAAAUAGCAACGCUGACUCCAAGAACAUUCACCAAGGGCAUUCCAGGACUUCCCUUUCCCCCUCCGGUCCUUACUUCCAUUUUGCUUUCACAUAUCCCAAACGCAUCACUCUCUCCCUCAUCUACCGAACCAGGGCCAGAACAGAGGAGCAAUUACUCCAGCCAUCCAACCCCAGGUCCUAGAUCAAAGAGAGGCCCCUCCAAGGUCCUCGCUCCGAAGUUAGCUUCGGGGCUGAAGAGGGAUGCGGCAUCGAAUCGUGUUUCGAAGAACGCAAAUGUUAAGUCCGGGAGUCAUAUCGAAACGCAGAGGCGACAAAGGCACCGCUCACGGCCUUUAACUCCAUCUCCAGAUUCUCGUGAGGCCCCCGAGCAAGGCAUCGUAAUUUCCUCACGAGGACCCAGGCCUGCUCAAGAAAGCAACCGCUCUUUCAGUCAACUUGACCCACAGGGUUCCCGUCGCAUAAGUCGGCACCCUGCAAGAAAGGGUGAUAAAUUUAUUGCGCCGCAUCCUUCCAGCGAACAUGACCCGCUCGAUCUCUUUCGCACUCAUGAAACUGCAUUCAAACCCAGAUCCCGGCAUCCUAUAUCGGCAGUUGGAAAUCGAAGGACACGCUCAAGUGGCAAUACCACUCGGACGUCGCUACGAGGCUAGGAUGAUGUACGCCGGCGCUGAGGAUGGCUGACCGUUAUGGCCGAGCCAAUGAACGAAUGGCCGCCAUGAGGUGCAUGUCGGCGUCCUUUGAGUGUGGUUGUUCAAGACACUAUCCGAAAAUGUAUAUGUAUCGACUGACAUUGGUGGUGUUGUGCUCCCGCAAGAUAAUUACUGGAACAAUCAAUGGUAUAGAUAGGAAUUACUAUGGACGCUCCUUCCCUUUGUAUUGUUAUGUAAUAACCGUUUCCUUGAACAAUCCCAUUGCCUGGCACCCCGAGCCAUCGUCACUC